ACUGAUACGAGUCCCUUCGAGAUCACUUGAUGAUUCUUCCUUCUUUCUACACUCUUCCCUGAACCUCAACAGUCCCACUUCUCUUUCUCCUUCUAAUCGGAAUUUGAAGAAACUACGCCUCUUUUUUUUCUGCCCAAAAUCCCCAAAUUUUGGAUUUUCCUGACGACUUCAUCUGUUGGAUUCUGGGUUUUGACUUCGCCGGCAGUCAAUCCGACCGCGCGUUGGAGCUACUAAAGAACAGCUCUGCGAUCUCAUUUCCAGUGAUGCAUGAGGAUGAGACCAAAUCUUGGCAGACAGGAUAUUGAGGAGAUUCCAUAUUCUGGUUCUUCGAGGAUGGAGCUGAAGCGGAGUCAUCAGUGGCUGACAGAACCGUCCGCCUCAGAACUACUCAGUAAUAAGAAACAAAUGGUAGAGAUUGAUUGUGCCCGGGCUGGUUUCUCAACUCCGCAUAUGAAUUUGUCUGCAUGGGACAAUUCUCUUGUGCCUAGGCAGUUAACUCGUUGCUUAUUCGAUCCUGCUAAUGCGCAGCAUACAUCAGAUCUCCUUUCUAGAAAUAUUUGUCCUGUCAUCGAGGAGGGAACAAAAUACAUAGAGGAGCAAUGCAAUACUGUUUCAUCAAUUGAUUUUCCGGUGGUUCAUACCGUUCGUGGUAGCUCGUUCAAUCUUGACACCAUUACAAAGGUUAAAGGCAAUCAAGUGUGUGAAUCUGGCAACGUGCCCGAACUCAUGGCUCAGCUUUAUGGUGAGGGAAUUUCAAGAUCAUUCGAAACCGGUCUUUCAUAUGAUAGCAGUCAAGAUGGCACGCUAUCCUUUGGCCAAACCUGCAGUAAUAUUGACAAGAGCUUCAUCUUGCCAGGGCCAUUCGCUAGCAACACGGAUGGAAAUGCCAUUCGAAAUUUCAAUAAUGAAGGUGUUGGUGUUAUACCAAUGGGUGAUAUUUAUGACAAAGGAGAUGAAAAUGUCUUCUCAACGUUUCAUCCAUUUGAGAAAGGUGUAGAAAACUUUGUAUUGAUGGGUCAGUCUCUUCAAAAGGCGGAUUAUAAUAUCUUCUCAACGAGUCCCUCCUCUAACAAGGGACAGGAGAACUUCAUGUCCCUUCUCUCUUGUGACAAAGUACCUGAAAACUGUUUCAUGAUCGAAUCUUCCUAUCACAAAGAUAAUGCCAGUGUGCUGUCAGGGAGACAGUCUCCAUACUCGGAAGGCGGUGGGAUGGCAUUUAUGGUUUCUAGCCAAGACAGAGCAGACAGAAACAAUGAUCAAAUUAGUCACGAGGAUAGAAGCAAGACCAUAUCUUUUGGAGAGUAUCAGAAAGAACCCACAUUGGGGUCAUUGGUCCGUGUUAUCAACAGUUAUGAGAACUUCAGCCAUGCAUCUGCAACUGCUAAAGAUCCUCUUCAUAUGGAAGCAGAGGAAACCAUGUCUUUUGAAUUUGGUAAUACCCCCUAUGCUAGCCCUAGGGUUGAUACUUUGCUCGUGCCCAAAAGUAAAGAUUCAAAGACAGCUAAGAAGGGUUCUACAAACACAUUUCCUUCAAAUGUUAAGUCCUUGUUGUCAACAGGAAUGUUUGAUGGGGUUACUGUGAAGUACUAUUCGUGGUCACGUGAGAGAAAUCUCAAAGGAAUUAUAAAGGGGACUGGGUAUCUAUGUGGUUGCGGCGACUGCAAGCUUAAUAAAGUUCUUAAUGCGUAUGAAUUCGAGCAGCAUGCUAAUUGCAAGACAAAGCACCCAAAUAACCACAUAUACUUUGAGAAUGGAAAGACCAUUUAUGGCGUUGUUCAAGAGCUGAAGAAUACACCUCAGGAGAAGUUGUUCGAUGCUAUUCAAAAUGUAACGGGAUCUGAUAUCAACCAUAAAAAUUUCAACACAUGGAAAGCCUCGUAUCAUGUUGCCAGCCUUGAACUUCAACGUAUUUAUGGGAAGGAUGCUGUCACUUUGGCAUCUUGAGAAGACGGUUAUCAACUGGCAGGCUGUUUGUCGCAUGAACCGGAAGAAGAAGUAGAAAAAGAAAGAACCUCUCAAGGACGAGGGCGAAAGGAGUGAUGAGAGCUGAAGCAACGGCCAUUCGGUAAGCAACUAAGACGUGAGGGCUCAUUCCCUCGUUCAAAGCUAGUUUUGCUACUAUAGACAUCAAUGCAUACAAACACUGUAUGAAAACAAUGGCCAUGAAUGGCCUUGCUUUCCCAAGCUCCAUUUGCAGCUUCUCUGCAUACGAAAAAAAAAAUUUGUCUUGGUUAGAAAAGAGCUGUUUUUGGUUUGUUAUAAGGAAAAUAAAAGCUAUAUGUAUGCGUGUGUGUAUAUUAUAUAUAAAAAUAUGAAUUCUGUUUGAA
Eutrema salsugineum is the source of this 2327-nucleotide messenger RNA. RefSeq lists its product as uncharacterized. The record is from RefSeq and is a predicted model, not a curated record. The transcript has 6 exons. The coding region runs from base 268 to 1944 and encodes 558 amino acids. NCBI's taxonomy places the organism in Eukaryota, Viridiplantae, Streptophyta, Magnoliopsida, Brassicales, Brassicaceae.